AUGGUCAACAUUCCCAAAACCCGCCGGACCUACUGCAAGGGCAAGGAGUGCCACAAGCACACCCAGCACAAGGUCACCCAGUACAAGGCUGGCAAGGCCUCCCUGUUUGCCCAGGGUAAGCGUCGUUAUGAUAGAAAGCAGUCCGGUUACGGUGGUCAGACCAAGCCUGUCUUCCACAAGAAGGCUAAGACCACCAAGAAGGUUGUCCUGCGUCUCGAGUGCACUUCCUGCAAGGCCAAGAAGCAGCUCGCCCUGAAGCGCUGCAAGCACUUCGAGUUGGGUGGUGACAAGAAGACCAAGGGUGCUGCUCUUGUCUUCUAA
Messenger RNA from Penicillium angulare, 321 nucleotides. RefSeq names its product 60S ribosomal protein eL42. NCBI's taxonomy places the organism in Eukaryota, Fungi, Ascomycota, Eurotiomycetes, Eurotiales, Aspergillaceae. Bases 1 to 321 code for a protein of 106 amino acids. Gene Ontology annotation, cellular component: ribosome; cytosolic large ribosomal subunit. Gene Ontology annotation, biological process: translation. The transcript has 4 exons. Gene Ontology annotation, molecular function: structural constituent of ribosome. The record is from RefSeq and is a predicted model, not a curated record.